AUGUCCUGCAUCAUCUUGGUGGCGCUCAAGGAACUAUUCCUGCAAGUGAACGACCUGUUCAGACUGUGGUUGUCCUCUCGCCCGGACGCCGUCAUCUGGCUGGUGAGCUGCCUCAUGUCCAUGGUGGUGGACCUGGACUACGGGCUGCUGGCGGGCGUGGUCACCUCCCUGAUGAUGCUGCUGCUUCGCGCCCAACGGCCGCCUACUGCAAGCCUCGGACACGUGCCCUCAACCGACCUCUACCUUGACCUGGACAGGUACCACAAGGCGGUGGCGGUGCCCGGCGUAAAGAUCUUCCAGUUCGGCGGGCCACUCCACUUUGGCAACGCCCCUUACUUCCGCUCCAGCCUCUUCUCCACAACGGGCCUUGACCUCGACGCCCUCAAGGCUACUAACACUUCCACCCCCAAGACGGAGGAGCCGCCUACUGACGCUUCCCUGUACAAGGUGGAAAAAGAAAUGGUUGUCGUUAUAAUCGGGCUUGAAUUAAAGACUACACCGCUCAGCAGUGACAGUGGCGUUAGUCAGGUCACCACGCAGGAAGCCACCAGCGCCUCGCCCUCCACCCCGCGUCUCGCAGAGCGGACUCUGGGGAUGAUGAACGAUGACGCGGCCAGCACCGUAUCAGCCAGCCAAUCGCUCACAGACAUGACAAUGGUUGACGCAGUCAACACCUUCCCCUCCUGCUCCAGACUCACGGACACAGAAGGGACACUGGUGGCCAACAGUGGCGCUGCCAAGGAGUCCACCUGCAUCACGCUGCCGGUGCCCGGCUGGCUGGUGCUCGACUUUACCCUUGUCAGCUUCGUAGACUCGGCGGGCGCCGCCGUCCUGAAGCAGCUGCACCGCGACCUCCAGAUCGCCUGGGUCCAGCUGUGCCUCGCCUCAGCCUCAGACAGGGUACUGCAAGCCCUUGAAAAGUGCGGCGUCCUGCAGGAGAUCACCAGUGACCUGAUCUUCCACUCCAUACAUGACGCAGUGGCAGUCAUCACCUGCACCAAGGCUCACCAGGCCAAGGAUGACCAGCAAAAGUCAUAGUCGACGCUAAACACGGACAAUAACAGCCGCAACAGCACCACCAAUAGAGACAAGAGCCGCCCGACGCGUGCUCGCCGCGUAUAUAGCUGCAGGGGUGCUGGUCGCUGGACAAUGCUCACCCGGAUCCUGGCUGAUCCCCCUCCCUCCC
Molecule: messenger RNA, 1186 nt
Organism: Eriocheir sinensis (Chinese mitten crab)
Lineage: Eukaryota; Metazoa; Arthropoda; Malacostraca; Decapoda; Varunidae
Product: solute carrier family 26 member 6-like
Exons: 5
Coding region: 1-1038 (345 amino acids)
Biological process (GO): transmembrane transport
Cellular component (GO): membrane
Molecular function (GO): chloride transmembrane transporter activity; oxalate transmembrane transporter activity; bicarbonate transmembrane transporter activity
Source: RefSeq, a predicted model, not a curated record